AUGAUAGGGACGGUGGAUGCUUGGCCAGAGCUGGAGGAGAAGGGUUGGACUGAGACGGAGGAGGAGGAUCAGCCUGAGUUGGAGGAGAAGGAUCCGCCGGAGUUGAAGGAGAAGUGUCCCUCGGAGUUGGAGGAGAAGCGUCCCUCGGAGUUGGAGAAGGAUCCGCCGGAGUUGGGGGAGAAGGAUCAGCUGGAGUCGGAGGAGAAGGAUUCGCCGGGGUUAGAGGAGAAGGGUUCGUCGGAGUUGGAGGAGAAGGAUCCGCCAGAGUUGGAGGAGAAGGGUUCGCCGGAGUCGGAGGAGUUGAAGGGUCUGUGGGACUUGGAGGAGAUGGGCUCGCCGGAGAUUUAGGAGAGGGUUUCCCCGGAGUCGGAGAAGAAGGGGGGGCAGGGGUUGGAGAAGAGGGCUUGUCAGGCGUUGAUGGAGAAGAAACAGGGGACGAAGAGCGAGAAGAAGGUGGCGGCAAUGGCGGAGGUGAUGCAGACGGCGAUGACCCAGCAGGCGGCGGCUGGGAUGGCGGAGCAGUUGUCGCAGGAGGAUCCGCAAGGAGUGGCGGUGGCGACCCAUCUGGCGGAGGAACGAUUACAGGGGGAGAUGGCGUCAACAAUGGCGGCGGCGGGAGAGAAGCCGAAGGUGGGGCCGAAGAAGGCGCCGGCAGCGACUCCACUGGCGGCGCUGCGGCAACUGGUGGCGAAGUCGCCGCCGCCGGCGACGAGGAAGGAACUGGCGGGCUGGACGCAGUUUCAGGAGAGGGACCGCCAUCAGAAACAGGCGGUGGCGGGGUAG
Messenger RNA from Spirodela intermedia, 783 nucleotides. NCBI's taxonomy places the organism in Eukaryota, Viridiplantae, Streptophyta, Magnoliopsida, Alismatales, Araceae. The record is from the annotation of a GenBank genome assembly.